UGCAUAUUUGAAAUUUUACUACCGUCCGAGCAACUUCAUUCACAUUCGUUGAGAAAAAGUGUUUUCGAGAAAAGGACUUUUAUUUUCUUCUAGUUUCGGAAAUUUAUCUUAAAAUAAAUAAUUAAAGAAGAUAUCAGAUGGGGAUGCGAGACUUUGGGGCUGCGGGCCGAUUUGGCCAAUGUUUUCUUAUAGUUGUAAACAUUUGGUUUGCUAUUUUAGGUAUAGGGAUGAUCGUGCUAGGUGUGGUCGUGCGUUCAAACCGCGGAGUUGCCGACAACAGAAUUAUACAGAUGCUCCGACAGGGAACCUUAGGUGGUCUUAACCUCGGUGAUAUUAUCGUGGCAUUGUCGGCAAUCAUAAUCGUCGUCGGUGUAUUUACCCUAUUGGUGUCGGCCGACGGUGGUUUUGGUGCCUGCUUUAGAAAGAAAGGACUUCUAGUUGUGUAUGUCAUUGUCCUGGUACUGAUUCUGAUCAUCGAGUUGGCCGCUUUCAUUCUCUGGUGUAAAUUUUACUUUGGGACGAAUAAUUGGUUAAAGGAACAGUUUAACAACUUACUUCGGUUCUAUAAUGGUGUCCAGGGAGCUACCGAUGUCUACUCGAAUGGCUGGAAUACCAUGUUUAUACUGUUGGACUGCUGUGGUUCAUCGCCUAUCUCGACGUUCCGAAAUGACUUUGUGGCGCUACAGACAUAUUGGUGGUCGAACCCGACCCGUCUGCAAGAUCAGAUCCCGUACUCGUGCUGCAAGGAAGCGACCAUUCAAAACUACAGGUUCGGUAGAAACCCUUUGUGCACACAGGCCGGGCAACAACAGCUAUAUAGACCAAGGGGGUGUUACAAUGCCUUCCGUGAGCUGUUCAGCAACUUCUCCGCCGGUGCUAUUGCCCUCUCUGUGCUACUUAUUGUAACUGAGAUUUUAGCUAUAAUUGCUGCUAUUUUGAUGAUCCGUGCCAUCAACAAAGAGAAACGUGGCUCAUUGGAUACUACUAACAGUAACGUAUACAGGAAAGGCGUUCAUGAAAUACCUCUUCCGGAUUCCAAGCCGCGCUGAUAUUGAUGUCAUAAUGCCAUGCUGACUAUAAUAAACACGAUAAUACCAUUCAUUUAUUCCAUGAUGCUAUUAAGAUAGCAAUAUAAUGCCAAUAACCAUACAUAUUAUGAAAAGAUAAUCACAUUUUAGUAAAGUUACAUGAUAAAAUAAGACGAUGACCGUAUCAUCUAUAUACAAAUCAUUUUGACCGCUUUAAAGUUUAAUUUACGUAUAUAAACUACGAUAGUCUGGUAUAAUUAUUCGUGAAGUAAAAGACAGAUUGUGAUACAAAAGUAUAUUAAUUACAGUGAAAUUCUAAUAUCCUAAAU
Ruditapes philippinarum (Manila clam) is the source of this 1357-nucleotide messenger RNA. Its product is annotated as tetraspanin-18-like. Gene Ontology annotation, cellular component: membrane. The transcript is spliced from 8 exons. The coding region runs from base 138 to 1049 and encodes 303 amino acids. Lineage: Eukaryota; Metazoa; Mollusca; Bivalvia; Venerida; Veneridae. The record is from RefSeq and is a predicted model, not a curated record.